Molecule: messenger RNA, 261 nt
Organism: Macrosiphum euphorbiae (potato aphid)
Lineage: Eukaryota; Metazoa; Arthropoda; Insecta; Hemiptera; Aphididae
Source: the annotation of a GenBank genome assembly
AUGGAUUUAGUUGAGGCCAAUAUACGUGUGAGUGGUAACGCUGAAGGUCAACUUACGACACGGUUUUUUUCAAUGCCAAACAUCGAUGUGAUGACCCCUUCAUUGGAAAUACAAGCACCUCAUGAUACAGCUGUAGUACAAACAGAAUUUGAGACCCUGACAGAACCCUAUGUGGCGAUGCCUGCAGUCGUUAAUGCGGGCCAGCAGGACAAAGUGGUAAUAACCGAGAACACGGUUAAGCCUAGACGCCGUUCACUUUAG